This is a messenger RNA of Centruroides sculpturatus (bark scorpion), 2094 nucleotides long. Its product is annotated as solute carrier family 12 member 9-like. Gene Ontology annotation, biological process: chloride ion homeostasis; potassium ion import across plasma membrane; potassium ion homeostasis. NCBI's taxonomy places the organism in Eukaryota, Metazoa, Arthropoda, Arachnida, Scorpiones, Buthidae. Gene Ontology annotation, molecular function: potassium:chloride symporter activity. The record is from RefSeq and is a predicted model, not a curated record. The transcript has 5 exons. Bases 252 to 1079 code for a protein of 275 amino acids. Gene Ontology annotation, cellular component: membrane.
GGAAGACCCAGAGGCCGCAGCCGCCGCAGAACUUCCAAGAUGGCGGAAAUCUUAAAAGAACCGUUAACGGCGCUUCGAGUCGACAUCCGCUUUUAACUAACGUCGCACGUCACGAAAGCAAACGAUGUUAGAUUUUCCGGUGUUUCGGGUGUUUACCGUCGCUGUCAUGCAGAAAACUACGCAUUCGGAGCGAUGAAGAUACAACUUUCGAAAUGAAAGAUAUAAUUUACCCAAGUCAUUAAUUUGUAAGAAUGAAACGAGCAGAAGAUUUAGAUCAAGUAGCAGACGAAUUUCGUUACGUCAAAAAAGAUAAAAAGGGUUUUUCCGAUAAAACUCCUUUAUUAAAACACGCCAGAUUAUUCCGAAAUCUUAGCGGAGAUAAUCAGUUUAACUUGCAUAAACAUGAACAGGAAUCUCAUUCCGAUGGGAGAAUGCUUCGUACCUUGUCCGGAGUAUUCAUCCCCGUUUGCUUGUCCAUGUUCAGCUCCGUUCUCUUCCUCCGAAUUGGUUUUUUGGUGAGCCAGUCAGGAGUUUUGAUAACAGCUGGUCAAAUGGUAUUAGCUUACAUCAUUUUACUUUCAACAGUACUAUCAAUAUGUGCAAUAUCAACCAAUGGUGCAGUAGAAGGAGGAGGAUUAUAUUUUAUGAUCAGCAGAGCUCUUGGACCAGAGUUUGGAGGAAGCAUUGGAACACUUUUCUUCAUUGCUAAUGUUUUUUCUAGUGCAUUAUAUCUAACUGGUUGUGUAGAAGGCAUUGAGUAUAGUUUUGGACCAUCAGGAAGUUUGGUUUCAUUACUUCCUGGUGGAAGAUGGUAUAAAUUUCUGUAUGGCACCAGUCUAAAUGUUUUCAAUUUAAUCAUCUGCUUGGUUGGAGCAACCUUAUUUGCUAAGAUUUCUUUUAUUAUUUUUAUUAUUGUUAUGGUUAGUACAUUAUCUGUGAUCAUAUCUUUUUUUGCAAAAUCAUCAAUGAUGGUGACAAUACCUAUAGAAAAUACAUAUGCUCAUGAUAAUAACAUCACAUCUGCUCCUUAUACAAGUUUCAAUACAACAACGUUUCUGGAUAAUACUUGGUGUAAGUAAACUAUUUUAUUAAAUGUAUGACUUUGAUAUAAUUCUAUGAUUACAGCGCAUUUAUACGUUUCUCAAUUGUACAUUAUUUUGCAAUUAUAUGUUAAAUAUUUUCUGUACAGUACUUUCUCCAUUAUAAAAACACUUCAGUUAUAUGUUUGUCAUUUAUGACUUCACAUUCAUAUAUCAUAUUUUUCAAUAUCUUACAACAUUUAUGCAUUAUUCACUUUGAAAUGGAAAAAAAUUAAAGAAAUUAUUAAAAAUAUGAAAACUGUAACUGUGGACUAACCUGAAGCAUUUGUUACAGUGACACACAUUAAUAUGUAACAUGUGAUGCCAUUUUGACAUUUUCCUGUUCAGCAAAUUACUUCACCAAUCUGAUAUGUUGAAAAUUUUCACAUUCUAUGUUUUUUUGUAUGAAUCAAUUUCACUAAGUGAAUAAAAAUUACUUUUCAGUUUCUUAUUCAUUUUCACUAGUUGCUGUCAGUAUAAACUAAUCUUUAAUGAGUAUGUUUAAUGACAUGGAUUCAAGAUUUAUUUCAAAUAGACUUUCCCUAGUGAAAAUGAAAGCAGAAUGUGAUUUAUUUUUUUCACAGUAAAUUUGAUUCUUAUUGUAAUCUUGCAAAACAAGCAGCAAAAUGAUCACCUAGUCAUAUAUAAAUGACAGCAAGAAUCAUUAAAACAAAUGGUGACUAAUAACAGCAAAUUAUUUUUAUGCUUGCUUUGUCCACUUCUUAAUGAAAAAAAGAAAAUUUCAAACUUAAUUACAAUUAUAAGAAUGUAAUUAGAAAGUAUGUUCUUUUUAAAUUGUUGAGCUUCCAGUAGGUUGAAAUCCAUAGAGACAAUAAAUAUAUAUAUAUAUUCUAAGGACUCAAUCAAUGACCAAACACAUGUGCACGAAAAUGACCAAAAAAAAAAGGUUUAUUUUAACAGUACGAUAACCAUAAGAUAAUUCCUACCGCUCAAGUUUACACGAUAUAUGAAUUAUCAACUUAAAACUAACAAAAUUUACAAUACUAUAUAUACA